AUGGAUAGUGAAUCAACAAAGAAAGACUCCGAUGUCAAAUGGGAAGCCACAGUCACAAAUUCAAUGGACAAAUUAUCUGAUGAAUUGGGUGAUACUCUGACGAACGCAGUGAGACAGGUUGAUGGGGAAUUAGACUGCACGAUGUCCGAUUUUCCACGUCAAGAUAUUUGUCAUGAAUUCAUGUUGGUGCUUGACAAGGCAUUCAUGCCUGAAUUUGAUGUGCAGAAACAGAAACACAUUCGGACUUCACAGAUGAGGUUUGCUGCAAUGGCUGCUGCUUAUAUGCACAAGUCUGUUGGUCAGUGUGUAUCGCAGCCACUGCGUGUAUGGCUAGCCAAUGCUGCCAGUGCAGUGAUUCUCCACGGACUACUUGGAGAGUUGGUGGCAUCGGUAGAAGAAGAUUCCGGUGGAAAGACGCGUUCUCAUGGAGAAUCAAGAAGUGAAAAUAUAUCAUUACCAGACCCAUGUUUAGAUAAUUGUCAGGAUGGAAACUGGUGUUAUGGCAGUUGGACAGAGGAAAAUUUGGCAAAUGCUUCGGAGAUGAGAGAUGUACUGAAUGGUGAGAUGGUGAAUGCAUGCAUGCAAGUAAUGGUUGCCGCUGUUGUCAAUUACUUUCAGGAGAGGCGCUACACACCGAGUGGAUUGAUGAAGGACAGCUAUGCGUGUGAAGUACUUCGAUGUGGCAAAAUGGAGCAAUAUGGUCUGACAGAUGACUCUGAUAAGACAAAGGCAAUGCUGAUCACUGGUCAGUGGGUGUCGAAAUUGGUUGUUUUCCGUAUGGCCACGGAACACCGACAACUCAAGCAUCCUCUCAGACCGGUCAAGCGGAUUGGAGUCAAGAGUACUCUGAAGAAAAUGGAUAUCGGUAAAUAUUUCUAUGAUGUGCCUACUGGUUUCGAAUGGACACGCCUCGCCUACACUAUCUCUAGGAGGAUCGUUCAUUCUGUCUGCAUCCCUGCAUUUGAAAACAUUUCUGAUCUGACUGAACUACAGAAGCUUUACAACAGCAUAGCUGAUGAUCCAUUCCACUACCACACAGAUGCUGAAUACUUGACUAAUUCACCGAGGACGACAAUGGUUGACAAAGCGAACAAUCUGUUUGGUCAACUCAUCACAUAUCUACGCAUCUUUGAGCCGACAAGCGAACUGCUGUCUUAUCCACAAUUGUGUGUUGACGGGAAAACCCGUGAGAAGUGCUACUUAGAUUACAGUUCUCGUUGGGAGGAUAUUCUACGUGUGAUUCAUAGUGAGAUAUAUAUGCCGAGUGGACGUACUUUGUCAGUUGCGAUCAAGGAAGCUAUGAAGCCUUCAGAACGGUUUGCACCAGACGAAAAGAUGUUGGUAGCCUGUUGGGAUGGCUAUAACAUUGGAAAUAAUGUUCGAAAUUCGAUCCUUAGAUAUUAUUGUUCUACUUGUGACAGCAGACUUCACUAUACUCUGAAUUCGCCGUGUCGGGAUACUUCUCCGUAUGUCUUCCGAUGA
Molecule: messenger RNA, 1482 nt
Organism: Trichobilharzia regenti
Lineage: Eukaryota; Metazoa; Platyhelminthes; Trematoda; Strigeidida; Schistosomatidae
Source: the annotation of a GenBank genome assembly